AUGGACACUUGUUUUAUUAUUGAUUAAAUAAAAGAAAACUUAUUUGAUGAAAGAGAAAUCCUUGAAAGACUCUCAGAAUUAAAGCAAGUUAACAAAAAUUUAGAAAUUCAAUAUACUAUUAAUGAUAUCGAAAAUGCUAAGUCAACUUUUUAAGUCAUUAGAUAAAAGUUAUCCUCAAAAAUGGAAAUAACUCCUCUCUACCUUGAGCUCUUUAAAGAAAUUGAUAAAUUUUUAAAGUACCAAGAAAAACAAAUAAACUAGCAGUAAACUUUACUAAAAAUGGAAGUUGAAACUUAACUCAUCAAGGACUUUGAGCACAAUUAAAACAAGGAUAUAUUUAUUGAUCAGCUAAACAAUAUUUCUAGACAUCUUAAUAGAUCAAAAAAAUCUAUUUCUAUUCUUGACUUUUAUGGCAAUUUUCUUAUUUACGAUAAAUUAGCAAAAGAUUAAUUUGAGCAUAUAUAUCGUAAUUUAGAAAAAGAUACCUUUUUCGAGAGAAUACUCAAAGAAUCUAAUUCUAAAAUUUAAAAUUUGCAUGGAUAAGAUCUUUGCAAGGAGAUAUCAAAGAAUCAAAAUAAGUCUCUCAUAAUAAAAUAUACAAUUUUUUCUGAAAAAUCAAGAAAGAAGUUUAAUAAAGAGCUUGACAUAAGAAGUAGUAAAUUACUGAAUGUGAAUGAAAUAACCAAUUUAAUAGACCUCAAUAGCUUUGAAGACAUUUACUUUGCAUACUUGUAAUGCCUAACUUCUAAUUUAUUUAUAGUAGAUCUAUCUUUGACAGAACAAGCACUUCUAGACCUUGCUUCAUAGGAACAGUUAGACGUAAAUAAAAAAUUCAUAGAAAAGAUCCAAUCUAAGAAGCAAUAGAAUGUAAAUUUUAAAGCAAUUAUGCUUAUAACUAGACUCUCAAAAAACAGACAAAAUCUUUCUAUCUCAUCAAUUAAAAAAGAAACUAUCUUUUAAAAAUUUUAAGGUAAUUUUAUAUCAACUUAAUUAAACACUUAUGACAUAUGA
Tetrahymena thermophila SB210 is the source of this 1011-nucleotide messenger RNA. RefSeq lists its product as hypothetical. The transcript has 3 exons. The record is from RefSeq and is a predicted model, not a curated record. Lineage: Eukaryota; Ciliophora; Oligohymenophorea; Hymenostomatida; Tetrahymenidae.